AUGAGAGCAGCAGAAGUAACGGAAACGGCAACGGCAACGACGACCACGACGCCCUCGUCGCGCGGGGUGCACAAGGCGGCGCUGAAGCCCAACAACCCGGAGCGGAUAUGGAAGACGUGGAAGUUCCCACGGACGGGCCACACCCUGACCGGCUACUCGCGGUCGGCCGACAAGACCUUCUUCCACAUCCCCGAGCUGCAGGUCGGCCUCGACGCUGGCAUGUGCCGUGGCCGACAACCGAAGUACGUGUUCCUGACGCACACGCACACGGACCACUCGGUGGACGUCGCCUACAUGAGCAAGAAGGAGGGAAUGACCCUCUUCUGCCCUGAGGAGGUGUCGGGAGUGGUGGAGGAGUACAUCAAGGCGUCGUCGCAGCUGAACUGGGGCCAGCCCAUACCCGAGGGCCACGGCUUCAUGGCCGGCAGCCUGCAGCCCGUCAAACCCGGCGAUACCUACCUCAUCAAGAACGGACUCUACCAGGUCACCGUCCUCCGAUGCUUCCAUUCGGUGGCGUGUGUGGGUUACGCGUUUGCGGAGCGGAAGAAGCGGCUGAGGCCCGAGUACGUCGGCACGCCGGGCAGGGAGCUCGGGCGGCUGCGCAAGGAGGGCGUCGAGAUCGAGGAGGAGACCUACGCCCCGCUGUUCGUCUACCUGGGCGACACCUCGACCCAGGUCUACGAGGCCCACCCGGAGGUGUUCGACUACCCGGUCAUCAUCACCGAAUGCACCUUCAUCCCCGACCCGCAAGAGGAUGAUCAAGUGAUCAUGGAGCGGGCGGAGAGGGACGGGCACAUUCACUGGAACAGUUUGCAGGACAUCGUGCUGGCGCACCCCGACAACACCUUCGUCCUCAUUCACUUCAGUCUUCGAUACAAGGAGCGCACUAUCCACCAGUUCUUCGACGACCUGGCCACGCGAGAAGAGAACCCACUGCCGCUCGACAACGUGGUCGUUUUUGUGGGCGAGUGCAACGAAGGCAACCCAGACAACUGA
Messenger RNA from Acanthamoeba castellanii str. Neff, 996 nucleotides. RefSeq lists its product as uncharacterized. The transcript is spliced from 6 exons. Bases 1 to 996 code for a protein of 331 amino acids. The record is from RefSeq and is a predicted model, not a curated record. Lineage: Eukaryota; Discosea; Longamoebia; Acanthamoebidae.